Sporothrix brasiliensis 5110 is the source of this 1494-nucleotide messenger RNA. RefSeq names its product tRNA A64-2'-O-ribosylphosphate transferase. Gene Ontology annotation, molecular function: tRNA adenosine(64)-2'-O-ribosylphosphate transferase activity. Gene Ontology annotation, biological process: charged-tRNA amino acid modification. Bases 1 to 1494 code for a protein of 497 amino acids. The record is from RefSeq and is a predicted model, not a curated record. NCBI's taxonomy places the organism in Eukaryota, Fungi, Ascomycota, Sordariomycetes, Ophiostomatales, Ophiostomataceae. The transcript has a single exon. Gene Ontology annotation, cellular component: cytoplasm.
AUGCCCGAUGAUGCGACGGCGGGCUUGAUAUUUGCCUCGGACCAGGCCAACCACAAUUUUGCACGCGUUCUCGGCGACCUCCGCCGGUCUCACCUGUCCAUCACCCACCGCUUGCAGUCCAUCUGCCGCGAUGCCGCCUUUGUGGCGGACGUGGCUGCGCGCUACCCUGACUUUCCCGUGGUCGCCAACGAGCGCUGUGGCAGCUGGUAUAUUCCAGUGUCUUCCAAGGCCGGCUCGGCCUACUUCAAGUCCACGGAUGGCCACACAGGCCAGUGGAAGUUUAGCACGCGCCGCCUCAACUUGCACAUACUGCCACUGCUUUGCAGAGACUCUCCCGAGAAAGGCGGCGGCUGCAUACUAGUCGAUUCCACCCGCCGGGGAAAACGCAUGCCCGAUGCGCUAAGCAAGACGGUUCCGCUGUGGUGCUGUGUGCUGAAUCGAGCGCUCUUCCCUGCACAUGUGCCAGAGGGCCGGAACGAGGCAGAACAGACGGACGCUCAAGCUCUCUACACACCACCUGGUGUCGUCUCGGCGUCCGAGCACAGCCAGAUGCUCGCACGCGUGCCCGCAUUUGUCGAUGCUCUGGGUGGGCUCGGUGUGUUCCGACUCGGGGAGGAGACGGACUCGGACCCCAUUGCGUGGCGCCGGCAGAAUCUGCCCAACGGCAAACCCCUGCGCCCUGUUUGGGUGACGCCCGACAUGCCGUGGCCUAAUGUCGACCACCUGCGCGACCGCUUUAAUGUAGUCCUGUGCUGCACCUCGUCACGCGUUCCGCCAACUGGCGAGGACGUUGAAGAUGGAGUGGAAGCUGACUACAUACAAGGCGCUGCUGACGAUACCGAGAAUUGGGCGCAUGGCUUGACUCCGGACCUGUUCUGGGCGAAUUGCGAGAAGCUCCUCGACACGCCCGAGGCUGAUCUGCCGGAAAUGAUCGCAGCGAUUGUCAAGGCCGGCAGCGAAAGCGCCGUCUCCAAGGGUGGCGCAACGUUUUCUGCGACUGUCAUCACGCCGCACCUCUCCGUCGGGCAGUGGACGGGCUCAUCUCCACCAACAGCACCGGAAGAGUCCUCGGGAGUCUGUCAAAUUGCCUUUGUUCGCCAGACGACCGAGCCUGUGACGUGGGUGCGGUCACCCACCAGUCUUGAAGUCGGACUUGGCAAGCAAGAUAAGAUUGCUGGGCGGACGCUGCGGCAUGCGCUCUCCCAAAUCUGCGAGUUUGUCUCGGACUUCUUGACGAAGGAAAACGGGUGCUCAUCAAUAAAGAGCGUGCGCAUACUGUGCCCGACCGGACGGGACAUCUCUGUAGGCACGGCCUUGGCUCUUCUUUGUUACUGUUUCGAAGAGUCGGGCAAAACACGGACAGCUACAUCGCGUGUCACAAUUGUCAACAAAGACGUCAUUCGCGUGCGGCUGGCCCGCAUCAUGACCGCCAUGCCUCACGCGAAUCCCAGCCGGACCACCCUGCAGAGCGUCAACAGCUUCCUGAUAGACUGA